AUGGCCAUCAUCAAGAAUGAAUUUGGAGUCUUGGACUACAUUUUGUUUGUUGCAAUGCUCGUUGUUUCGGCCGCCAUCGGUGUCUACUUUGCCACUAAGGGUGGAAAACAAAGAACACAAGGUGAAUACCUGCUUGCCAACAGAAGCAUGUCCAUACUUCCAGUGGCCAUUUCCAUCCUUGUCUCGUUCAUCUCAGCGAUUCUGAUCUUGGGCACGCCAGCGGAGAUAUACACACAGGUCAGACGUGGUACU
Molecule: messenger RNA, 252 nt
Organism: Candidula unifasciata
Lineage: Eukaryota; Metazoa; Mollusca; Gastropoda; Stylommatophora; Geomitridae
Source: the annotation of a GenBank genome assembly